GAGCCCGGCUGGGACACCAGCUGGAGUGAGUGGAGAGAGACACACUCCGUUCCGGGCCCUGGAUCCAUCCCUCCAGGAUCCCAGCUGCCAGAGCUCGCCUCCCCUCUGACGCACUUUAAAGAGUCUCCCCCUUUCAACCUCCAGGCGAGUAAUAGCGACCAAUCAUCAAGCCAUUUACCAGGCUUCAGAGGAAGCUGUUUAUGUGAUCCCAGCACUAAUUAGGCUCAUGAACUAACAAAUCGUUUGCACAACUUGUGAAGGGACCGAUCACAUCCAUGGAUUGUCUUUGGACGUAGAGUAGCCGCCUUCCGCAGGAGGGAAACUUCUCCAGGCAACUUUUUUGGUGUGUGUGUGUGUGUGUGUGUGUGUGUCUCUCUCUCUCUCCCUUUUGGGUGCCGCUUGCCGCCGCCUCCUCUCCACCAGCCCCUGUCUAUUUAUGUGUGUAUCUAGCCCUCCUGAAGUCACUCCCCGCUGCAAACUUCCCCGGCUCCGGGCGGACUUGGGGGGCUGCGGAGCCCGCUCCUCGUGCACCAGAGGCAGACAGAGCUUUGGCCGGGGGACUCCAGCUGCCGCAGCAUGUUCCAGCCCACACCCAAGCGGUGUUUCACCAUCGAGUCGCUGGUGGCCAAGGACAGCCCCUUGCCCGCGUCUCGCUCCGAGGACCCUAUCCGGCCGGCGGCGCUCAGCUAUGCCAACUCCAGCCCGAUGAACCCUUUCCUCAACGGCUUCCACUCCACCGGCAGAGGGGUCUACUCCAACCCGGACUUGGUCUUUGCGGAGGCCGUCUCGCACCCGCCUAACCCGGCGGUGCCGGUGCACCCCGUCCCGCCUCCCCACGCCUUGGCCGCCCACCCACUGCCUUCCUCUCACUCCCCGCACCCGCUGUUUGCCUCGCAGCAAAGGGACCCUUCCACUUUCUACCCCUGGCUAAUACACAGAUACCGAUAUCUGGGCCACCGGUUCCAAGGGAAUGAAACCAGCCCAGAGAGCUUCCUCUUGCACAAUGCACUGGCCAGGAAACCCAAACGGAUUCGUACAGCUUUCUCGCCAUCCCAGUUACUGAGACUUGAGCAUGCUUUUGAAAAGAAUCACUACGUAGUAGGAGCAGAAAGGAAACAAUUGGCACACAGCCUCAGCCUCACGGAAACUCAGGUAAAAGUAUGGUUUCAGAACAGAAGGACAAAGUUCAAGCGACAAAAGUUGGAAGAGGAAGGUUCAGACUCACAACAGAAGAAAAAAGGGACUCAUCACAUUAACCGGUGGAGAAUUGCCACGAAACAAGCCAGUCCAGAAGAAAUAGAUGUCACUUCAGACGAUUAAAAACUGGCACUUGGACAUUCAGCCAACCAAACAAAAAAGUGUUAAAAGGAUCACACACAAGAAAGUGGCGUUGCAGGGAAGAUACAUAAAGGCUUCAUCAAAAUGCAAUUCUCGUCUAGGAGGCAGCUGAGAGCGAGCGAGCGAAAGAUCCAAAAUAUGGCACUGCUGGCACAAGUCUGGCAAAGGGGGGAUCUGUCAAUCAAAGCCAAACCACCGAGACAAGGUGAUUGACAGGUAUUCCGUUUCUCGCAGUCCACUUUUAAAAACAAAAUAACGAGAGAGAGAGAGAGAGAGAGAGAAACCCCCCCUAACAGGACAUAUUGCACUUCACGGUUUGUCCAGUCUUUAAAAGAGAAUUCCAUACACAGCCCAGAACCACACCUGUUUCAGAAACUUGAAUUGCAUGUGUAAAAGCCGAGUGGGCAAAACCAGUUCCUAAAGACAGAAAUGGAUUGUCAUUUGUUUCCCCUUUGAGACAGGUUCUGUGUGCUUUUUAAUUUUAUAUUACGAGAAAUGUGCCGUCUGUAAACAUUUUAUGAUAACUUCUGGCGUCAAAGUGAUUGUGAAAGCUAAAUGAAGUAGCAGUAACCAUAGUGUUCCUCCCAAAUGGACAACACGGUGGGAUGGGGUGGGGAUGGGUUUGACUUUUGCUGCAGCGAAAAAAAAUCAUUUAAAAUCUAAUAGUCCCAUUAUGAAGCUUAAUUUUUUGUUUAAAUCCAAUGACCAUGUUUGAUGAGAGGGUCCCUAAUUGGCCAAACUUCCAAACCUGGCAGUAGCCGUGUAGAGGACUCUGUGUAAAGGAUGGGUUCUAAGUGGCCAUCUUCAUUGGAGGCAAGUUUCAAGCACUGAGCUUAUAAUAUUCCAAGAUUAUAGAGCUACUAAAAAAAAGUGACAAAUGUUUCCUUAAUGUCUUCUAUACCAGAAUGUAAAUAUUUUUGUGUUUUGUGUUUAAUUUGUUAGAAUUCUAACACACUAUAUACUUCCAAGAAGUAUGUCAUUGUCAAUAUUUUGUCAAUAAAGAUUUAUCCAUAUGC
Molecule: messenger RNA, 2354 nt
Organism: Chelonia mydas (Green sea turtle)
Lineage: Eukaryota; Metazoa; Chordata; Testudines; Cheloniidae
Gene: EMX2
Product: empty spiracles homeobox 2
Exons: 3
Coding region: 577-1320 (247 amino acids)
Biological process (GO): central nervous system development; neuron differentiation; brain development
Molecular function (GO): DNA binding; DNA-binding transcription factor activity, RNA polymerase II-specific
Source: RefSeq, a predicted model, not a curated record